Molecule: messenger RNA, 842 nt
Organism: Neltuma alba
Lineage: Eukaryota; Viridiplantae; Streptophyta; Magnoliopsida; Fabales; Fabaceae
Product: 60S ribosomal protein L18-3
Exons: 5
Coding region: 72-635 (187 amino acids)
Biological process (GO): translation
Cellular component (GO): cytosolic large ribosomal subunit; ribosome
Molecular function (GO): structural constituent of ribosome; RNA binding
Source: RefSeq, a predicted model, not a curated record
GAUUUAUAUUUCAGCAGUCGUUGCGUCGUUCGAGCUGAGCAGAAAGGGAGCUUGUCAUCACCUAAGCCGCAAUGGGUAUCGAUCUUAAGGCUGGUGGUAAGAGCAAGAAAACCAAGAGAACUGCUCCUAAGUCCAAUGAUAUCUACCUCAAGCUCCUGGUUAAGCUUUAUCGCUUCCUGGUCCGGAGAACUGGUAGCAAUUUCAAUGCUGUGAUACUUAAGCGCUUGUUCAUGAGCAAGGUUAACAAGCCACCACUUUCUCUUUCAAGGUUGAUAAAAUUUAUGAAGGGAAAGGAAGAUAAGGUUGCUGUGAUUGUGGGUACUGUGACUGAUGAUAUCAGGGUUUAUGAAGUACCCGCAUUGAAAGUUACAGCACUCAGGUUCACAGAAACAGCACGAGCCAGGAUAGAAAAGGCUGGUGGUGAGUGCUUGACGUUUGAUCAGCUUGCUCUCAGGGCCCCGCUGGGACAGAACACGGUCCUUCUUAGGGGUCCAAAGAAUGCUCGUGAAGCUGUGAAGCAUUUUGGUCCUGCUCCUGGUGUGCCACAUAGCCACACCAAGCCUUAUGUGCGAUCAAAGGGAAGGAAGUUCGAGAGGGCCAGAGGAAGGAGGAACAGCAAAGGUUUUAGGGUUUGAGUUUAUCUUAGUUUAUUUUGGAUAAGGUGAUCCGUGACUCCCAAAGUUCACAUUUUUGCAAUAUCAUACGAGCUGAUGACAAAUUUGACUUUAUUUAGUUAUGGAUGACGUAUGAACUUUUUAUGCUUUGGUCUCCUAGAUUUCUUGUUCAGUGAGCGUAUUUUAAAAUUUUAUUUCCAGUGUUUCUAUGGAAUUUUUUUUAGAUGC